Scophthalmus maximus (turbot) is the source of this 2014-nucleotide messenger RNA. It is a transcript of the gene f2, whose product is annotated as coagulation factor II (thrombin). Bases 86 to 1951 code for a protein of 621 amino acids. Gene Ontology annotation, biological process: blood coagulation; positive regulation of blood coagulation; platelet activation. Gene Ontology annotation, cellular component: extracellular region. The transcript is spliced from 15 exons. The record is from RefSeq and is a predicted model, not a curated record. Gene Ontology annotation, molecular function: calcium ion binding; serine-type endopeptidase activity. Lineage: Eukaryota; Metazoa; Chordata; Actinopteri; Pleuronectiformes; Scophthalmidae.
CCCACUGGAGGGUCAGAGCGAGGCAGAGACAGACUGAAGAGGGAAUCUGCUGGAUGUGGUUCUGAGGUUCUCUGAGGUUUGGAUCAUGGUGGAACCGGCAUCGAAACCAACUGCUGUUCUAUUGCUUUUUCUACUGCACAGCUGCCUCGCGAACCAUGUUUUCCUCAGCAGUCAGCGAGCCUCACAGGUUCUGGUCCGGAGCCGACGAGCCAAUCAGCUGUUUGAGGAGAUGAAACCAGGGAACCUGGAGAGAGAGUGUGUUGAAGAAGUGUGUGACCACGAAGAGGCCAGAGAGGUGUUCGAACAGCCGGACAAAACUGAAAACUUCUGGGCCGUGUACCUGGACUGUAAAGGAACUCAAAUGACCAGGACACAACAGAACAUUAACAUUGUCCGACAAUGUAUAGAAGGUCAGUGUAUUUUCGGUAAGGGGGUGAACUAUGAUGGAAAUGUCAACAUCACACAAUCAGGGAGACCGUGUCAGUACUGGAGACACAGCUUCCCUCAUCCUAUCAUGAGGGAGUUUAACAUCUCGGAGCCGAACAGUAACCUGGAUGAGAACUUUUGUCGAAACCCUGACAACCGUCCGGAGGGACCGUGGUGCUUCACCCAGGACCCGACAGUCCAGAAAGAGGCCUGCAGGGUCCCGACAUGUGGUGAGGACUUUGUCCCGUCAACUGUGGCGCCUGAACCAGACCAAACUGAAGAGUGUUUACCCAACUACGGCGUAGACUACGUAGGCGACCUAGCAGUUACCUUGGGCGGCCACACCUGUCUGCAGUGGUCUUUACCGAAGCUCACGGCCCUCAGCGUGGACAAGGAGUUCAUGCCUGAGGUCCCCCUGGUGGGCAACAAGUGCCGAAACCCCGACAAAGACCCGGAGGGCCCCUGGUGCUAUGUGGAGGUUUCUGGAAAUGUAACGGUCGACUUCUGUGACCUGCACCUCUGUGAGGACCAGCUGGUUGGUGACGAGUCGACAGCAGAGGCCGACGGCAGGGAGCGCUCCGUCUUGGGUUCCAACAGAAAGAGGUUUUUCGAUCCUCGUACCUUUGGAAUAGGAGAGGACGAUUGUGGACAGCGCCCCCUCUUUGAAAAGAUAGAUAAAGAGGACACAAAGGAGGAGGAGCUGUUAGAGUCAUACAGAGACAAACGCAUCGUUGGGGGCAAUGAUGCCGAGGAGUCCUCAGCACCAUGGCAGGUGAUGUUGUACAAGCGAAGCCCACAGGAGCUGUUGUGUGGAGCCAGUCUGAUCAGUGAUCAAUGGAUCCUCACCGCAGCUCACUGCAUCUAUUACCCGCCCUGGAACAAGAACUUCAGCAGCUCUGACAUACUGGUCCGCCUGGGAAAACACAACAGGGUCAAGUUUGAGCGCGGCCUCGAGAAGAUCGUGGCGAUCGAUAAAAUCAUUGUUCAUCCAAAGUACAACUGGAAGGAAAAUCUGAACCGUGACAUCGCCUUGCUGCAUAUGAGACGGCCAGUCCCGUUCACCGAUAAGAUCUUCCCCAUCUGCCUGCCAAGCAAGAAGGUCGCCCGGACCCUGAUGUCUGAGGGCUACAAGGGCCGAGUGACCGGUUGGGGGAACCUGAAGGAGACCUGGAAUCCAACGGUGAGAAAUUUACCCAACGUCCUCCAGCAAAUCCAUCUACCAAUCGUGGACCAGAACACCUGCCGCCGCUCCACAUCGGUCAAGGUCACGGACAACAUGUUCUGCGCUGGUUUUAAACCGGAGGACGGCAAUCGUGGUGACGCCUGUGAGGGAGACAGCGGUGGACCAUUUGUGAUGAAGUACCCGGCAGAGAACCGCUGGUAUCAGAUGGGCAUCGUGUCGUGGGGCGAGGGCUGUGACCGAGACGGGAAGUACGGCUUCUACACUCACCUGUUCAGGAUGAGCAGGUGGAUGAGGAAAGUUAUCGACCAAACGGGAAAAGAAGGAACCGACGACGAAGACUAAACGCAAGCAUCCGUCACUUCCUGCUUUCACAAUGCUUAAAUAAAGCUCACUUCCUGUCUACCA